CUGAUGGCGAUUGCGGUUCUUGCACCUGAAGCCAUUGUUGCAUGGGCUGUGAUGCAGCUCAUGGUGGAUGGAAAGUACACUGCCUCAAUAAUGCUGCAGGAGGACCCAGAUCCACCAAAGCUGUCCAUGACUCAUGGGUUUUUCCUCAGCAUGGGUGGUUUUUAUGACGCUGAUACAGAAACACUUCUUGAUCUUGAUUCUUUUGCAACGAACGAGAGAUUGAUAGAUGAAUUACAGAAGGUCGAUGUAAUUUCAAUCCGUGACAAGAGUAAAGGUGAUGCAUUCUCAAAAGCAAUAUCCAUCCUUCAAAUAUCCUGGUUUGUUUUGCAAUGCAUCCCCCGAAUCCACCAGGAUCUUCCUAUCACACUCCUAGAAGUCACCGCACUCGCAUUCGCAGUACUCAGCAUCAUUACCUCUCUCCUAUGGUGGCAUAAACCGCUCGAUGUG
This is a messenger RNA of Desarmillaria tabescens, 447 nucleotides long. RefSeq lists its product as uncharacterized. NCBI's taxonomy places the organism in Eukaryota, Fungi, Basidiomycota, Agaricomycetes, Agaricales, Physalacriaceae. The transcript is spliced from 2 exons. The record is from RefSeq and is a predicted model, not a curated record. The annotation marks the transcript as partial.